Momordica charantia (bitter melon) is the source of this 2301-nucleotide messenger RNA. NCBI's taxonomy places the organism in Eukaryota, Viridiplantae, Streptophyta, Magnoliopsida, Cucurbitales, Cucurbitaceae. The record is from RefSeq and is a predicted model, not a curated record.
UCCAUUUCUCCAGCUGAAACCAUGGCUGAAGGAAUUCUGUUUCAUGUUGCUGGGGAGAUCUUGAUGAAACUAAGCUCUGAAGCUUCCCAACAGCUUGGGAUGCUAUGGGGACUCAAGAAUGAUCUUACCAAACUCACCAACUCUGUUUCGACCAUCAAGGCGCUGCUACUCGAUGCCGAGGAGCGUCAAACUAAAAGCCACUCGGUAAAGGAUUGGCUAGAGAAGUUGAAAGAAGCUCUUUACGAUGCUGACGAUGUGCUUAACGAAUUCUCUUACGAGUCUCGUCGUCGAGAAGGGAUGACUAGAGAAAAAAUGGUCAAACAAGUAAGGAUUUUCUUCUCCAAAUCUAACCAGAUUGCAUUUGAUUAUAGGAUGGCGCGUAAAAUAAAACAUGUUAGGGAGAGGCUAGAUUCUAUUGCUGCUGAUAACAACCAGUUUCAUUUUAGUGAGAAACUUGAACAGAAGGCUCAACAUGUUUCAUUGGAUCAAAUUAGGGAGAGAGAUGAUACUUCCUCUUUUAUUAAUGAAGAGGAAGUCAUUGGAAGGGAUGAUGAUAAGAAAGUAGUAAAAAACUUUUUAGUGGAUAUGAAUGUCAAAGACAAUAUUUCAUUCAUUACAAUAGUUGGAAUUGGUGGAAUGGGCAAAACGACCUUAGCUAAAUCUCUCUACAAUGAUAGACAAGUAUCAGAAUGUUUCGAGCUAAAAAUGUGGAUUUGUGUUUCUUAUCAAUUUGACGUAAAAACAAUAGUGGAAAAAAUAAUAGAAUCCGCAACUAACAGCAAUCCUAAAGUAGGAGGGAUGGAAUCCUUACAAAUCCAGCUUAAAAAAGUGAUUCAAGGAAAGAAAUAUCUAUUGGUUAUGGAUGAUAUAUGGAAUGAAAGCGAAGAAAAAUGGUUUCACUUGAAAAAUUUGUUAAUUGGUGGCGCAAGAGGGAGUAAGAUUAUGAUCACAAAGCGUGAUAGUAAACGAGUGUUGGAGAUCGCUAACUUGACCACUUUGUUCACUUUAAAAGGCUUAUCUGAGAGUAAUUCUUGGUCGUUGUUUAGAAAAGUAGCAUUUAAAGAAGGCAAAGAACCAACAAAUCUGAACUUGAUACAACUCGGAAAAGAAAUUUUAGUGAAGUGUAGAGGCGUCCCUCUUGUAAUAAGACACAUAGGACGCAUGUUAUAUUCUAAAACAUCAGAAGAAGAGUGGGUAUCCUUCCAAAAUAAUGAACUUUUGGAACUCGUCCACCAAGAAAAUAAUAUGACAUCCAUAUUAAAAUUGAGCUACAACCACCUCCCACCAAAUUUGAAAUUGCUUCCAAAUUCUAUAUCCGAAUUGCUAAAUUUGCAAACACUAAAUCUAAAGGAUUGUUAUGCACUAAAGGAACUGCCAAGUGAUACCAGCAAGCUCGAAAAUCUUAGGCAUCUUGACAUAGAUAAUUCCAUCCAUCUCACCCAUAUGCCAAAAGGAAUGGGAAAGUUGAGCUGUCUACAGAAAUUAAGUUUAUUUGUGUUGGGGAACAAUGGACAUGGAAGCAAGCUAAGGGAACUGAAUGGACUGAAGGAUUUAAGAGGACAAUUGCGUAUUAAAGGUUUAGAGCAAUUGAGGAGUUGUACUGAAUCUGCAUCUGACGCUGGCUUAGCAAUCUUGAAAGACAAAAAAGGGUUGCGAGAUUUGAAACUAGAAUGGAAUUUAAGCUACACAUUGGGAGCUGGGGAAUGUGCUACUGAUGAAAAAGUGUUGGAAGAGCUAGAGCCACAUCCAAGUGUUGAAUCGUUGCGCAUUACUGGGUAUUGUGGACUAGAAUUACCCAACUGGGUGUCCACCCCGCUGAUGAAGUUAACUCAUGUUGCUAUUGUUAAAUGUGUAUAUUUAAGGAGCUUACCAGAAUGGAUCAGUGGCCUCGUUUCGCUUCGAGAGCUGGAGAUUAACAGAUGUCCAGAACUAAACUCACUGCCGGAGGGAAUGCAACAACUCAAAUCUUUGUAUCGUCUUCGCAUAACGGGGUGCUUUGAACUAGAACAGAGAUGCAAGAAGGGAGGAGAGGAUUGGCCUAAGAUUGCACACGUCCCCCAUAUUUCGCGAUAUUGAUGUUGUUUUUCAGGUGCUGCGAAUACACCGAUGAAGGCAGUAGAAAAAGAUUGUACAUUUCUAUCCAGUAUCCUUGAAAUUUUGUCUUGCUUAUAGUUAAAAAGUGGGUAUCUCUAAAUUUCAUCUAUGAUUGUUGUAUAACAUGUAGCUUUGACAUGUUUAUAAAUUGUGUAGUGUUGUGUAUUGUAUUGACAAAUGAAUAAAAUCGUUUGGUAUUUGAAUGAG